This is a messenger RNA of Python bivittatus (Burmese python), 1937 nucleotides long. The record is from RefSeq and is a predicted model, not a curated record. Lineage: Eukaryota; Metazoa; Chordata; Lepidosauria; Squamata; Pythonidae.
UUUGGUUAAUGCCUCUCCUUUCUCAUUUCCACUACAGUGUCUCUUGGGCCUUAUUUCCCAUGCCGUGAAAACCUGAAGUUGAUAGGAGGCAAAAGUAAUAUCCGCCCACCUCGCCCUGAACUUAAUAUGUGCCUCUUGCCCACAAUGGUAGAAGCUAACAAGGGUAAAGAUGAGGUUUAUGACCGUAUGCUACUAGAUUACUUUUUUUCAUACCACCAGUUCAUCCAUCUCUUAUGCCGAGUUGCCAUCAACUGUGAAAAGUUCACAGAAACUUUAGUGAAGAUGAGUGUUCUUGUUGCAUAUGAAGGCUUACCUCUUCAUCUAGCUUUGUUUCCCAAACUUUGGACUGAGCUUUGUCAAACUCAGUCUUCCAUGUCAAAAAAUUGCAUCAAGCUCCUGUGUGAAGAUCCCGUGUUUGCAGAAUAUAUUAAAUGCAUCCUAAUGGAUGAGAGGACAUUUCUUAACAACAACAUUGUUUACACUUUCUUAUCCCAUUUCCUUCUCAAGGUACAAGGACAAGUGUUUUCUGAAGCAAAUUGUGCAGGAAUAAUCAAUAAUCUGAUUACAAAUUUGAUCAAUCAGUAUCAGAAUAUGGAAUCAGAAUUUGCCAAUCAGCGAGUUGAGAUUUUUAAAGCAAGCUCCACUUUAAAUGGGGACCUUCGAGCCCUCACUUUACUGCUUUCUGUGCAUACCCCCAAACAGCUGAAUCCUGCCCUAAUACCUACUUUGCAAGAACUGCUAAACAAAUGUAAAACUUGUCAACAACAGAAAAGCUCAUUGCAGGAACAAGAAGCCAAAGAAAGAAAAACUAAAGAUGAUGAGGGUGCCACUCCAGUAAAAAGAAGACGGGUUAGCAGUGAUGAGGAGCACACAGUAGACAGUUGCAUCAGUGAUUUGAAAAAUGAACCUAGGGAAGCCUUGACUCCAACAAGCACCUCAGAUAAUGAGACAAGAGACUCCUCCAUCAUUGACCCAGGCACUGAACAGGACCUGCCUUCCCCUGAAAAUAAUUCAAUUAAGGAGUACCGUAUGGAAGUUCCAUCUUCAUUCUCUGAAGAUCUGAUGCUGGCUACUCAUCCACACCACGGGGAGGAGCAACUGGGCAGCGGGAGAUUUGAAGAAUGUAAAGAUUUAAAAGAGCCAUCAAGCUCCAAGGAUUCUAACAUUGUUGAGGAUGAUACUGAGUUCCCCUCCACAUCUAUUUCUGCUGUUCUUUCUGACCUCACAGAUUUAAAGAACUCUGAAAGUCAAGCUUCCCAAGACCCUGAGUCUGGCUUAUCGCUUAGUUGCAGCCAUUCCAGAGGACUGUUGAGUCACAUGCAGCAGCAACAUCAAGACAUUUUAGACAUCCUUUGCAGGACCAUUGAAUCAACAAUUCAUGUGGUUAUGAGGAUAUCUGGCAAAGGAAGCCAAGCUGCUUCUUGACAGUAGAGGAGCAUGCGUGCUUUUAAAGUCUUUUUUUUUUCCUCCCCUUUAAAAAUGCUGUUUGUAUAAGUUCUGCUUAUUUCUGUUUUGUGCUUCAGUUUGUCCAGUGCUUUCUGCUUGAAUGGCAAGAUGAAAUUUAUAUGCUUAAUUGGCCAGGCAGAACUUCAAAUUAAAAAAUAAAUGAUUUAGCAUCUACCGUACGUUUUCUUAAAGGGCAAUCAGAUAAUGAAUAUGUUUUAUGUAAUUCAAAGUUCACUGUAGUGGCUUUCAUUUAAUAUGCCUGUCUGGGAGAGCAGGGUCUCUUUGCCCUGUAUGAUGUAAUUGAAACUUAACUGCAUUUUUACUGUGUAUAAUAUGGUGUCCUCUGUGCCAGUUUUGUACCUUACAAAAGAGGCAGAUUGCCUCGAAUCGCUGUGGUUCUUAUUAUCAAAAUUAAGUUUACUUGUAUACUAAACAACCACACGAAAUUUGAUUCUAUAAAGAAUCCUCUUUAGCUGUGGCCUGACGGUAUA